UGUAGUACGGAGGAGUCGUGGCGCGAAGAGAAGCGUGAACCGUGGAGACUCUGAGAAAAGCACGCGGAAGACGAGGUUCUGCAGGAGAGAAUCUCAGAGCAGUCUGGGAAGUGUAGUCCAGUUCGCUUAGCAGAAGAUUCGCGGUGGGCGCCGGGGUUCCGGGAAAACGCUGAGCAGGCUUGAAAAGAGGCUGUGGCUAUGCCUUUUAACUCUGGAGAGGGAGCAUAAGAAGUGUUUGUUUAAUGAAUGAAUGACCUAUCCAUUUAGGACCUGUUUAGACCCUGAGGAUAACCCUGUGAGUUGCUGAUAGUUCACUGGGUCUGGCCCUCAGUGUUGAUCUCAGUAUGCUGCGGCGAAAACCAACCCGCCUGGAGCUGAAGCUUGAUGACAUUGAGGAGUUUGAGAGCAUUCGAAAGGACCUGGAGACCCGUAAGAAACAAAAGGAAGAAGUGGACGUCGUAGGAAUCAGUGAUGGAGAAGGUGCCAUUGGGCUGAGCAGUGACCCCAAGAGCCGGGAACAAAUGAUUAAUGAUCGAAUUGGUUAUAAACCCCAACCCAAGCCCAAUAAUCGUUCAUCUCAAUUUGGAAGUUUCGAAUUUUAGAGGCAGAUUGUCUGGCAUGCCAGAGCCCUGGAAUGGAGUAAAAUGAUGGCAGAAGUACAAACAAGAUUUAGAGAAUUGAGUGCAUGCAGUCAAGCAGAAUGUUUUACCUCCUGCAGAAACACUUCUGCAUGAGAUUACUGAUGCUUAACUUUUGCUCUAAGUGGAAAUCUAAACUCUAGUUUGUCUCUGGAAAAUUUGACUCUAUAAAACUUGUCUGAUUUUUGUUUUUAAAAAUAAAUAUAUUUUUGGAAAAG
Neomonachus schauinslandi (Hawaiian monk seal) is the source of this 856-nucleotide messenger RNA. RefSeq names its product cell division cycle 26 (gene CDC26). Gene Ontology annotation, biological process: regulation of mitotic cell cycle; protein K11-linked ubiquitination; anaphase-promoting complex-dependent catabolic process. NCBI's taxonomy places the organism in Eukaryota, Metazoa, Chordata, Mammalia, Carnivora, Phocidae. The transcript is spliced from 4 exons. Gene Ontology annotation, cellular component: anaphase-promoting complex. The record is from RefSeq and is a predicted model, not a curated record. Bases 345 to 602 code for a protein of 85 amino acids.